UUUGUUCAUUUUUAGAUCGAUUAGAAGGACUCUUUCUCGCAAGAUGUCUCUGUACGAACCCUAAAAGGAAGAAAUAUAGAUGCAAUUGAUUUGGGGCUUCAUCACUUUCCUCACUCUACCGCUGGUAUUAUCAAGCUUCAAGAGCCGAUUCAACUGACUGUCAUCGUCUUCAGUAGCUAACAGAAAAAGGGUUCCAAAUCGGGUAAAGGAGAUUCAAAUUAUUCAGGAAUUACCAAAGAGGAAUACGGGUCAAUCCAACCACCAAAAUCCUUCUGUUCUCUGUCAACCCUCUCUCUUCAGAUUUUCCUAAAUAUGUCAGGCCAAGGCCAGCGCUUGAAUGUGGUUCCAACUGUUACAAUGCUUGCUGUUGUUAAAGCUCGCCUUGUUGGAGCUACAAGAGGUCAUGCUCUUCUCAAGAAGAAGAGUGAUGCUUUAACUGUGCAGUUCCGUCAAAUUCUUAAGAAGAUUGUCUCAACAAAAGAAUCAAUGGGAGAGAUUAUGAAAGCCUCUUCAUUUGCUCUAACUGAAGCAAAGUACGUUGCUGGUGAAAACAUCAAGCAUGUUGUCCUUGAGAACGUCCAAAAUGCCUCUCUUAAAGUUCGAUCCCGACAAGAGAACAUUGCUGGAGUGAAGCUUCCAAAGUUUGAAUAUUUCACUGAAGGUGAGACAAAGAAUGACCUUACAGGAUUGGCCAGAGGUGGCCAACAGGUGCAGGCCUGUCGUGCUGCUUAUGUCAAAUCUAUCGAAGUUCUUGUUGAGCUUGCUUCCCUACAGACAUCCUUUUUAACACUCGACGAGGCAAUAAAGACAACGAAUCGUAGGGUCAAUGCUUUGGAAAACGUCGUGAAGCCAAGAUUGGAAAAUACAAUAACUUACAUUAAAGGGGAGUUAGAUGAACUUGAAAGGGAAGAUUUCUUCAGGUUAAAGAAGAUUCAAGGGUAUAAGAAGAGGGAAAUAGAGAGACAGCUUGCUGCUGCUAAGCAGUUUGCUGAGGAGCAGUUUGCAGAGAAAGUUUCUUUGCAGAAAGGAGUUUCAAUAAAAACAGCUCACAACUUGUUGUCUGCAGCUAUGGAGAAGGAUGAGGAUAUAAUUUUCUAAUAUGGAUAUUAGUUAAUUUGCUCUUCCUCAUGAUACGAGGCUUUUUGGCUAUGUUGGCUUAUGGAAGGGGGUUUCCCUAUUUUCUAAGACUGGGAUGUUUUUGUUCCCCUUUUUUUCAAUAAAAGCUUAGUCUCCAAAAAGUUUCUAUUUAUUGUGUAAUAAUUCUUUCAUCAUUUUAAAUUUUAUUGUAAGAAAUAUGUUGUUGAUCAUAGUUGUCUUCUUCAGUACAUGUGUGUGUAUUAAUGAUGUGAAUUAUUAUUUUGAGACUCAGCACAAUGAAUCUCUUUUUUUUCUGUUUCA
This is a messenger RNA of Jatropha curcas, 1398 nucleotides long. Its product is annotated as V-type proton ATPase subunit D. NCBI's taxonomy places the organism in Eukaryota, Viridiplantae, Streptophyta, Magnoliopsida, Malpighiales, Euphorbiaceae. The record is from RefSeq and is a predicted model, not a curated record. Gene Ontology annotation, molecular function: proton-transporting ATPase activity, rotational mechanism.